UAUUCUUCGUGUCGCCCAACAACAUUGUAAAAGUGUUACCCUCUCAAUCAACUUUCACUUUUCUUCCCACAAUCCUAACCUUCACCACCAAUUCUCUCUCCUUACUUUCUUUCUUUCACUUUUUCCAUGUAUUCAAUGCCUCCCCAUAUCAGAAUUAUGCCUCAACAAAUCUUGGGACGGUGUUAGAUUAGCAUUUUCUUAUCUUUGACAGCAAAAAAGAGAUGCCCUUGAGCAAGAGUUCUGAUUUUUUUUUUGUGGGAAAAAUUUGCUACCAAGUGGCAUUCCUCUCAAAGAGUGUGUGUGGUGUACGUGUUUGAUAAUUGAUGGACAAUUUUGCAAUCUGGGUCUUUUGAGGGAAUUAUUAUAAGUUGGUGGUGGAAUUGAGAAUUGAGAGAGUCAUAAGUUUUGAUUCUAUUUUUAUUUUGAAUUUUGAUGGUGUGACUUUUGUGGAGAGAAAUAUGUGUAGGUGUUUUAUGUUACAGGUGGGUAAGGAUUUAAUGGAAUUUGGAUGCACCACAUGCUGUUAUGUUCAGUAGCUGAAUUGUUGGAGGAGAUAAAUGUGCUAUUUAUUGCAGGCAUGGAUUCAGUUGGGCAGAAGUAAUGAGUCUUGUUGCGUGAAUUGGUGAUUUUGAGAGUGCUAAGGAUAAGCUUUUCUUGGUGCGGUGUGAUUAAUUAUCAAACUUUUUUCAUCACGUUUGAUCAUUGAAUAUGUUUUUUAUUGGAAGAAGAAGGGGAGAAUCAAUGAGCUGUGAUUCUUUGACUCGUUGUUGUCAAUUGUAAAAGCUAAGGCCUUAUAGAGUUAUCUCAAUUGGCCUUUUCUUUUUGGGGAAGAGCAGAUAGAUAACUGGGAUUUUAAGCUUUCUCUGUGGAACUUCAGAAUUGAUAUAGUUAAGGCCAGUGGGAACCAAGCAUUGAUGCCUUCCCCUCCAAAGGAGAUUAAAACCACGUGAGCUUCACUCAAUUGGGAAACUUGGAGGACUGAAACAGGAAUUCCUAAAUGCUUCCUGAGUGGACUCAUCAGGCUGCAUCUUUGUCUUUUGUUCCUUCGCCAUAUUGAGUCAAAAAGGCUCAGAAUAUGAGGUUGGGCAAUCUCACCUAUGAAAUCAUUUGAAUGAUUGUGGCAAAGGAGGCCAAGACUAUCUUAGCACCCUUUAAGGGAAAAAAAAGAAGAGGAAACAAGAAGGUCAAUUGUACCCAAUCAUCAUGACAAAGAAGUCCCAAAGACGCCCGGUGCAGUAUGAGAAAGAUAAAUCAGGCUGCAUGUGGGGUUUUAUUAAUAUGUUUGAUUUUCGCCAUGGUCACUCUACAAGGAAGAUGAUUGCAGAUAAGAGGCAAAGCAGCAAGCAUGCUGUUGGUGUUGUGCAUUCUAAGAACAAGUUUGAGAUGUUGGGCAAUUUGGAUGAAGUUUGUCACGGCAGUUCUGGCAAUGGAGAGAGUAGAAGACCAACAGUAGCAACUGCUGCUAAUAAGCCUAGUGUGAAGAAACUCAUAGAAGAAGAGAUGUUCAUUGACCAGAAUACAAUGAAGGAUACAUAUAGUGCCCAAAUAGAAUCAAAGGAAUCCAGAUUAAGGCGUGAAGUCCUUUUGAAGUUAGAUACCAAAAGGAAGAAGAAAUCUUACAGGAAAAACCGUGAUAAGGAGGACACCAAUGAUUUAAAUUUGGAUAGUACCUUGAAAUCUAAAUUCACACAUAAUCAGCACUCAAGGAAGCAAUUGAAAGAUAAUCUUGAUCUGGAUAAGAUGAUUGAAGACUUUUGUCAUCUAAAAGAUGCUUAUUCCAUGAUGCAUGGCAAUGAUGGAGAAGUAGAAGUUAAUGCACAAUCAAACCACAGGCAAGCUAUUUCUGAAAAUGCAAGAGAUGCAAUUUGUGAAUUUGUGGAUCAGAUGAUAUUAAAUGGCAAAGAUCCAGCCGAAGCGAGAAAAUUCCUUUGCUCCCAUCAACUUAUGGAAGUUCUCCAGCUUAUAAGUUCGGAUAAGGAAUUGUUUCUUUCACUUCUACAAAACCCGAAUUCACUUUUGUUGAAAUGUGUUCAAGAGUUUAGGAAUUCUCAGGGAACAAAUGAAAAAGAAUAUGGUUGUGUCACUGGUUCCAACUUCUCAGAACAAGAUCAUGGCAACCUGGAACAGAAUAGGGAGAUAGUCAACCAUAAAAAGCAUAAGUUUUUCAGAAAAAAGGAGAAGUCUCAAUCAAAAACAUCAAUAAAUGAAAAUGAGAAUACUAAUUCGUCAAGUAGAAUUGUUAUUCUGAAGCCUGGGCAGAUAGGCUUGCAAAAUUUUGAAACUAGAAACAACCUUGCCUCAUACCAAGAUACUCAUGAUUCUGUCAAAUAUAAUGGUCCUUCUGUGAGAGGUAGUUCACAUUUUUCUCUUGCAGAGAUAAAAAAGAAGUUAAAGCAUGCUAUGGGAAAGGAGAGACAUGCAAACCCUGGACACCCUGCUGCUGAAAUUCAAAAUAAGUGGCCUAUCAGCAAAGCCAUUGGUAAAGACAAUGUUGGAAUGAGAUCUCCUAAUAAAGACCACUUCUUCAUUGAAAAAAUUGCAAGACCUACCACUGGUGGUCUGAAAGGAGACAAGACUGGUACAGCUAAAGAUUCUGAAUUGAUUGUGGAACAUGAAAAUGGUACUUAUCCAAAACAAAGGGUUUCUAACUUGUACAUUGAGGCUAAGAAACAUUUGUCUGAGAUUGUAGGUAAUGGAGAUGAGAAAAUAGACUUGUCAAGUAGGAAUAUUUCCAGAACCCUUGGGAAAAUACUAUCUCUUCCUGAGUACAACUUUUCCCCCCUUAGCAGUCCUGGAAGGGAUUGGGAGCACCAUUUUGUGACUGCACAGACAAGAUUUUCUUCCUCAGAUAAAAUUUGGGAGGCUAAUAAGGAUAAUGUGUCUUCCAAACAAGGAACCUUUGUUGGUGAUUUGGAUCAGGAAAUGGACAAUUCAGGGAAGCAGUCAAGCAUUUGUGAUGAAAGAUCUGAUAAUAAAGUACAAGAAAUUAAGUCAGAAGACAUUAGUCAUGUUGAUAAAGCAAAAAAAUUUAGUCCUGUUAGAGAUGAGAUAGUUACUGAAGGUGAUGUAGAAUCUGCAAAAGAGGUGAGCGUUUUGGAAUCUUCCUCAGAACCAGUUGACCUCAGUGCAAGAAAGGAGGACCAAAACUAUGGUAUCUCAGAAACUUCUGAUUGUGCAAGAUGUUCCCAAAGUUCAAAGCAGGAUGUAACAGAAGUAAACAAACCAACAACAUCUCCACUGUCAUCCCCCCCACACUCUUCCACCACUAAAAAAAUUGAAGAGCUAGAAAGUGUUACAGAGGAACCUGGUCGACCAAGUCCUGUAUCUGUUCUUGACACACCGUUCUCAGAGGAUGAUAUCAAUCCUGGCUACUCCAGAUUUCAACCUGUUGAAGUACCAGCACGGCUGCUGCUAUUUGAAGAACAAUAUUGUUCUCCUUUGAAUCAAAUCAAUGGAGACAAAUAUUGUCUGAAAGAAAAUGAAUGGAUAUAUGAUUGCAUCAAAGCAGUCCUGCAAGCCUCUGGAUUGACUGCAGAUCAAUUGCUGAUGAAAUGUCUUUCCUCAGACAAGAUACUAGAUCCUUCCUUGUUUGAUCAGGUAAUAGAGUUCUUACCAAACCAGCUUUGCCAUGAUCUGAAGCUCAUCAAUGACUGCAUCAAUGACGUUCUCAUGGAGGUUUGUCGGAAUUACUUCGGGGUCUCACCUUGUGUGUCAUUCAAAAAUCCUAGCAUAAGGCUUAGUCCAAAUAUGAAGAAGGUUGUUCUCAUGGUCUGGGAAGGAGUGUGCUGGCAUUUCCUUCCCUUGCCCCCACCACGUACCUUGGACAAAAUUAUUAAAAAAGACAUGGAUAAAAAUGGGGCAUGGUUGGACCAUAGUCUUGAAGCUGAAACAAUUGGUUUUGAAAUGGGAGAAGCGAUCCUCACAGAACUGAUGGAAGAUACAAUACUUAGCUGUGUAAGCAACAGUCCAGAAAGUGAAUGUUCUCAGCUUCAAUUUGAAUAUAAGGCCAAUGACAACAGCUAAAAUGUGUAAAAAGACAACACACUACUUUUUGUUCAUUAUCACCUCUUAAAUUCCUUUAUGAGAGGUGGAAGAGAAGUAAAUAAUACUGGGGACUUGUAGGCUUUUUUUAAAAGCAUAUAUGGUAGCAUAACAUUUCUCUUUGGUCAUGCCUGACUUCUCCAGUGUUAAAUAGUUUCAUGGUGACUGAGGAUACUCAAAUAAGGGACCACAAGUCACAAUAAGUAAAUAAGAAGCCAGUUGCAACUGCUUCUUGCUAAAGUACAAAUGAUGCUUGUCUUGUUUACAAUGACAAAAGUUUAACAUUUUUAUUUUGUGUGUGCUUCACUUCACCCACUAAGGGCCAAUGGUAUUUAGUUGUAGAUUUUGUAGAGUUUGACAUGCUGAUCAUAUAUAUUAGCAGGUGUGUUUGAUAUCAAUCAUAUCAUUAUCAUCCUUACUUUGUAUACUUGUUUGUUUUUUUUGGCUAAGCUAUAUAUUGUAUGUAAUAGAAAAUAAUAGUGUGAACUCAGCAUAUUGGAGUUUUCAAGGGAAGAAGAAAGAAGAGACAUGAAACCGUGACAGUAGCGUCUUAGGAAACUGCAAAGUGCUUUGUUUGAAGCUAAAGAACAUGUGAACAAAUUUUCAUUGCUUGA
Messenger RNA from Glycine soja, 4655 nucleotides. RefSeq lists its product as uncharacterized. The coding region runs from base 1204 to 4023 and encodes 939 amino acids. The record is from RefSeq and is a predicted model, not a curated record. NCBI's taxonomy places the organism in Eukaryota, Viridiplantae, Streptophyta, Magnoliopsida, Fabales, Fabaceae. The transcript has 7 exons.